GGCCACGCGUUCACAGUACUCCAUUAUUGCUCCGCACUGCAAACGUAUAGGUAGCUGGAGAAGACUCGGGCACUCCUCAGUCCUCAAAGCACUGUUCCUCCAUUAUUGCUCUGCACUGCGAAUAUCGAUCGCUCCUCCAUCAUUGCUCUCAACUCUUGCUCAGCUCUCAACUCCAGAUCCAAAAUCCAAAUCCAACCAUGGCGCUCAAGAGGAAGAGGAAGAGUAGAUCCAUCGUCUUCCUCAACCGCCAUUGCUAGCUAGCUCCUCUGCUCCUCUUCAUCUUGUCCCAGCAAGCAAGCUGCCAGGGGAUCUUGCUGCUAGCUGCUAGAUCCUAGAAGCCGGCAUCAUUUGGAGGCGGCCACUCAAGAAUCUAGCAGCUAUGCUGCUUCUGUUUCUACUCGGAUUUCUUCCUAAAGGAUCCAUACAUUAAGAGCGAAGAUCAAUCAAUUCCACCAUGGACGUGGUGACCGGUGCCAUGGGAAGCCUGCUCCCUAAGCUCGGCGAGCUGCUGGUGGGGGAGUACAAGCUGCAGAAAGGUGUCAAGAAAGAUGUCGAGUCCCUCCAGAGGGAGAUGAAGAGCAUGAACGCUGCCCUUGUCAAGGUGGCGGAGGUGCCAAGGGACCAGCUGGACAACCAGGUCAUCAUCUGGGCUGACGAGCUCAGGGAGCUGUCUUAUGACAUGGAGGAUGUUGUUGACAACUUCUUGGUGUGCGUCGAGGGAUCUGAAUCUGAUGCUUUCACCGACUCAAACAAGCUCAAAGGGCUAAUGGCAAAGAUGGCCAACUUAUUCACCAAAGGCAAGACUCGGCAUCAGAUCGCCGAUGCCAUGAAGGACAUCAAUAACCGCGCCCAAGAGGUGGCUGAACGGCGUAACAGGUACAGGGUUGAUGAUGUUGUUGCCAAUGCAGCUGGCAAACACAAGGUUGACCCUCGUCUGCUGGCUCUAUACAAGACUCAGAAGGAGCUCGUUGGCAUUGAAGACGCACGGAACGAGCUGACCAAGAUGCUCACAGAUGGUGUUGGUGAUGGUGAUGUUCCCAAGCAACAGCACAUGAUGAAGAUGGUCUCAAUUGUUGUUGGACCCGGAGGACUUGGCAAGACUACACUUGCUAAGGCAGUGUAUGAUAGGCUUCAAACACAAUUUGAAUGCACAGCUUUUGUUCCAGUGGGUCGAAACCCUGAAGUGAAGAAAGUUUUAAGGGAUAUCCUUUUGGAGGUUGGCAAGAAGCAGGAGCAUAUUGGUGAUGUAGCCAUAUUGGAUGAAAGACAACUCAUCAACAUACUCCAACGACUACUUGAGAAUGCGAGAUACUUCAUUGUCAUUGAUGACAUAUGGGAUUUAGAAGCAUGGAACAUUAUCAAAUGUGCUUUCAUUGAUAACAAUCAUGGGAGCCGAGUAAUCACAACUACUCGUAUUCUCGAUGUUGCGACAAAUACCGGUGAUAUUUACAAGCUAAAACCCCUUUCUCAACAUUUGUCUGAAGAAUUAUUCUAUACAAGAUUGUUUGGUGGUAAAGAUAAAUGCCCUUUUGGUCAACCAGCUGAAGUAUCAGACAAAAUUUUACAGAAGUGCGGAUGUGUGCCAUUAGCUAUAAUUACAGUAGCUAGUUUGUUGAGUGGUAAACCUAUGGAGGAUUGGUCUAAAGUAUUCGACUCAAUUGGUUUUGGAUCUGGAGAUAGCAACACAGAUGUAGAGAACACGAGGAAGAUACUAUUAUUUAGUUAUUAUGAUCUACCUUAUUAUCUGAGGUCGUGUCUACUGCAUCUGAGCGUAUACCCAGAAGACUAUUUGAUCAUGAAACACAAACUGAUAUGGCAGUGGGUCGCCGAAGGUUUCGUCAGCGAGGAACCAGGGGUAAGUUUAUUUGAGACCGGUGAAAGGUACUUUAAUGAACUUGCAAAUAGAAGCAUGAUUCAGCCGGUAGAGCAUCUAAUAACGUACACAAUAGAUGCUUGUCGUAUUCAUGAUAUGGUGCUGGAUAUGAUUUGUUUAUUAUCAAAGGAACAAAAUUUUGUUACUAUAUUGGAUAGUGACGAGAAGAACAUACCUUCAGCAUGCAAUGCCCGUAGGUUAGCUGUCCAAAAGAGAGACGUGCCUCUGGCUAACACAGGCAUGCCAAAAGUGAGGUCGUGCUAUGCCAUCAUGUGUAAACCCAAUGCAUUGCCGUCUCUUUUAAACUUUCAAGUAUUACGUGUUUUAGAUAUGGAACUGUGCCGUUUUGAGGAAGACCGUCCUUACCAUCUUGAGCAUCUCGGGAGGUUACCUCAGUUGAGAUACAUGUGCCUAAAUGACAGAUAUAUUAGUAAGCUGCCAGAAGAAAUAGGAGAACUAAAAUUUAUGCAGACACUGGACUUGAGCGGCACUGGUAUAAGAGAGUUACCACAGAGUAUUGGUUUGCUAAGGAAACUCAAGUGUCUGCGUGCUGGCACGUCAGCUAAUAGUAUAACAGUGUCGAAUUGGAUAGGGAACCUGACAUCCUUGGAAGAGCUACAUUUGAGUGCUGACAAGUCUUGUAUCUUUGUGAAAGAGCUCAGAAAGCUGACAGAGUUGAGAGUGCUCAUCUGUAAGUUAACUGCAGAUGUGGAUGAGUGCUGGAUGAAAUAUUUUGUCGAGUCUUUAUUCAAUCUGCGGAAAAUCCAAGUCCUAAAUCUAUAUUUUUUCCCCAUGCAACCAACACCCGAGUUAGAUGACUACUGGAAAGGCUAUGAGCCCCCUCGGCAACUCCGUGAUCUGUGCAUACAUCGCGGUUUCAGUAGGCUUCUUCCAAACCUCUCCAGCCUAAGCAUGGAAGUGGGUGAUUUUGGGGAGCAAGAUGUGGUGAACUUUGGGAGUUUGCCAGAGCUUACUUACCUGAUGUGGGACACGAUUCCUGGGGGCAUGGAGUUCCCUGACGGUGCUUUCCCCAAGUUGAGGAGAUGCAGGGUGUAUGCGCCAUUCAGGUUUCUGAAGGGAAGUAUGCGCCAUUCCGGUGACCUGCGACACGGUCCUCCCACGCCCUAUCACGCCUCCCUCAAUGGCAUCUGCGCCCGGGGCGACGAACGGACGCAGGUGAGAGCCGGCUCGGCCUCCGAAGUUGAGAGACCGUGCUCGGCCUCCUCUGCCCUGAGACACGGGCCUCCCACGACCAGCUCCAGUAGGAGGAAGACCAUGGCCGGCGGACAGGUCGAAGAGGAGUUGCUGGUACGAGCCCAACUCCGGGAACUCGUCGACGUUGUGGUUGAGAUCCAAGUAUCCCAUUCCCCUCCCGAGAUUUCCCCCGGCGGAUGAGCCCUGCGAUGCCUGAUGAUUUGCGUGGAACGGAGACAAGAAGGGGAUCCGGUCCUCCUCAUCGUCGGCCAUGGCGGCGGCGGCUCUGGCUACUGGCGGCGGCGGCGAUUGGAGCAGAGGGGCGAUGAAGGGGAAGGUGCGGGGCGGGGAAGGAGAGCGACGCGGGGAAGGUGCGGGGCGGGGCAGGUGUGAUGCGGGAAAGCGAUCGAUAAGUCCCAAUAAGAGGGUGUUUGUUUCCAGGGACUUAUUGGUUUAGGGACUUAAAAAAGUCCCUAUAAGUCCCACCUAAACCAAACACAAGGGACUUAUUGGGACUUAUUGUGGUGAUUUGGGACUUAUCAAAUAAGACUCUCAGGGAGGAGCUUAUUGGGACUUGUCCCGGGCCGGACCUACCCCGCGUCGCUCCAGGCUCGUUCCCCGCACGUCGCCUGCCUCUCGGUCCAAUCGCCGCCGCAGCCCCGCCUCUCGCCCCGUCGCCGCCCCGUCACCGCCCCGCCUCUCGCCCCGUCACUGCCCCGUCGCCGCCCCGUCGCCGUCCCGCCUCGGUUCGCCGCCCCGUCGCCGCCCCGCCUCGGUUCGUUCUGCCUCGGUUUGUUGCAGCAGUGCCUCCAAUCGCCGGACAGGCCCUCUCCUAAGCCUCGUUGCAGCGGUGCAACAUGGACUUAUAAGUCCCUGUAAAUAAACAGGUAGGGACUCGGGACUUAUAAGUCCCUGUAAACAAACACGUAGGGACUUAUGACUUAUAAGUUGGGACUUAAAAAAGUCCUAGGACUUAUGAAACAAACAGAGCCUAAGCUCUCUUUUUUGAUAAGUCCCAAAUCACCACAAUAAGUCCCCAUAAGUCCCUUGUGUUUGGUUUAGAUGGGACUUAUAGGGACUUUUUUAAGUCUCUAGACCUAUAAGUCCCUGGAACAAACACCCCCUUAGCGCGAAGCCCAUCCAAUUUUUCAUGCCACUUGCCCCCACGACUAACCUCCUAAUACAUCAUCCGCUCAAAAAAAAACACUACGUUGCUAUCUCUCUGCCCUCUCUCCCUUGUCUCCUUCUCUUCCGAUCUGAGCGACGGUUCCACCACUCUGUCCAUCUCUUCCUCCCACCACUCCAUAACCAUCCCCACAUCGCUGCUGAUUUCCCAUGUGGAGGUGCUCCUGCGGCGCCGAUGCCCUCACCCAGCUGCCGGCGACGACACUUUUUGUUCGUGUCGAAGCGCUCGGUGAGGCCACCUCACACCUCCCUCCUAUGGUGCCACCGCCCCAACCCAUAUACAGCUCCCUCUUCCCCACUCCCAUGAUAGCAGAUCUGAGUGAGACAUGGUCCCUUCGGCCCUAGUGGUUCGGAAUGAUCUGGGCGGCCUCUGCUCCCUCAUCUUCCGGAGACUAGGAGCGUGGUGGCUGCUGCCCCCAUCUCUCUUAGCCAUCCAUGGCGGCAACGGCAUCUCUCUCUCUCUCUCUCUCUCUCUCUCUCUCUCUCUCUCUCUCUCUCUCUCUCUCUCUCUCUCUCUCUCUCUGAUUCAUGGAAAUAAAAAUGAUUUUGAAGCACUAAAGUUCAAACCCUAGCCAUCGAUUACUAUCAUUCUCUAUUUAUAUUAUGUGAUUGUUAGCAGACUGGAUUGGAUAAUGAUUUUUUGCAGGGCCAAACAAACUUUCAUAUGUUUGGUGGAUGUUUGGGCAAUUACUCAACUACAAACAAAAAUAGAAUAAGGUGUCCAUAGAGGUUGACUAAGAACUACUCUCUCCAUCACAAAAUAAGUGUCUCAACCGUGGUACAACUUUGUACUAAAGUUAGUACAAAGUUAAGACUUAUUUUCGGACAAAGAGAGUAUAUGUAGUUGUGUAUAGUUUCAAUUAUAUAGCAACCAUUCAUUACUUCCUUCUUUUUAAGCACUUCGUACAGAUCAGUAAUGAUCCUUCAAAUUUUCUUUUGGUGAACCAUAUGAUAAUGGCCAAUCCGCUUUUACGAAGUAGACGAUGGAAAUGUAUUUCACAUGAUGAAAUUUUGG
Triticum aestivum (bread wheat) is the source of this 5267-nucleotide messenger RNA. RefSeq names its product disease resistance protein RGA5. The transcript has 4 exons. The record is from RefSeq and is a predicted model, not a curated record. Gene Ontology annotation, biological process: defense response to other organism. NCBI's taxonomy places the organism in Eukaryota, Viridiplantae, Streptophyta, Magnoliopsida, Poales, Poaceae. Gene Ontology annotation, molecular function: ADP binding. Bases 455 to 3268 code for a protein of 937 amino acids.